Drosophila kikkawai is the source of this 1800-nucleotide messenger RNA. RefSeq lists its product as uncharacterized. Lineage: Eukaryota; Metazoa; Arthropoda; Insecta; Diptera; Drosophilidae. The record is from RefSeq and is a predicted model, not a curated record.
AUGAAAACAAUUGGCGCAGUGUGGCCAGCACCGGCAAAAACUUCGGAGUUCCUAUCGAUACCAUCGAUAUUUUCAGAAAAGGCGAUACGGCGACGCGGUUACACUGAAAAGCUUGUAAACAAAUCGGCUUUUGUUGUGCGUGUUUGGCUUUUCUUUCGAUCUCCGCAAUCUGCGUCCGAUCGCAGCUGGGUGGGAUUCUGGCCAGGAUUGGCAAUGAGCAGCGGCGCCACCGGCUGCAAGCGCGUGCACAGCAUCGAAGUUGAGCAGCCGCUGGAGGCGGAGCGCGUGCAGCACGGCCUGCUUUUAGUCAAAGGGCGUCUGCUGCCCAAGUGCUCGGCGGCGCGCCAAUUGAGGGCCACCCUUGACAGGUCACUGGAACAGCUGACCCAGCUCUCGGCCGGCGGCGAAUUUAAGCUGCUGUUUGACUUGGAGCGUGCCGCCCAAGGGAAUCCAACAACGGAGACUGCCUGCCACUUGGAACUGCGCUCCUGCAGCGCCGUUCACCAGAUUAGCUUCAUCUACACGCCCCGUAGCAGCUCCUACAGAGUGCAACCGUUGUACCUGCUGUGCAGCGACGAGGAUAAGGCCGAGGAACAGCUGCGAGAGGUGCAUUCUCUCAUCGAUCUCAAUUUGCGUCUGGUGCAGUGCAUCUACGCACACAAACUGCUGGCUGCUGGCUUUCCCAAUCGCACAUUCACCCUGAACGGCGGCUGCUGCUCCUUCCGCAGCCAGCUGACCCAGGAACAGGCACUGGCCAAGAGCGAGGACGAGCUGUGGCAGCAUUUCGCGGGCGAGAUUAUCGCCUGCCCUCAGUGGGGCCACCAGAUUAGGCUAAAGUUUGUGGCCUUCGUCGGCUGCACGCGGUACGACGGGGCCGGUGUGGCCGCCAGUGGUGACUCCUCCUACGCCAGCAUCCGGCGGCAUCUAAGCGGACACGCAGCGCUCGGCGGCGGCGGACUUGCGCUGUUUGGUAGUGCCCACUUUUACGCCUGGCCGCGCAGCUUCUCGGAGAUUGGCGACUGUGUACGCAGCACAGAGCGGGUGGACGUGUCCCGGCUGCCGGACGAGAGUAACUAUAGGCGAACGUACGGCGGUGUGUAUGCCAGCACCUUGGGUGCCGUGUGCCACGAGUUGGGCCACUGCUUCGAUCUCGGGCACACCUCCGAGGGUGUAAUGGGUCAGGGAUUCGACUACCUAAACCGAGUCUUGACCGUAGAUCAGCCUACAGAGCAUCUGCCGCAACGAAUCGUAGAGGCAGUGGGCGGCGGGGCAAAGAGAGCUGCUGCUGGUGGUGGCGGCGGCGGUGGUGGUGGUGGUGGUUCCAGUGCUGCAGGAAGAUUGGGAGCUGCAGCUGCCGGCAACGAGGGACCCCCGGCCAACCGGCCGCGUUUUACCAAACUAAAGCUACAGGCGAGCAACCAACUCCUGGACAAUUAUCACAAUCAAAGGCGACACGACAGCUUCUAUUUCGCACGAAACUGUGCUGUGAUCUUGGCCGGCCAUCGCUGGCUCAAUCUGGACCUGGAGGAGACCUCGUCGGCGUACAUUGAGCCCGCUGACAUUCAGAUAAGCUGGCCCACCAAGGAGAUCGUGUCCAGCCGACCCCUACGUCUGGUCGAACUGCGCUGCAACCGCAACAGUUUGGUGGCUCACUACGAGGAGUUUGAAGGGGACUCCGUGAAUCGAUUCCAGCUGCCAGCAUCCCUGUGGCAUCUCCUGGCAGAGCAGCGCACGCAUUACGUAUUUGUGCUGACCACUAGCGGGGAUACCAAGCGACUUUCCUGUGAUUCCUUACAAUAA